This is a messenger RNA of Amoebophrya sp. A120, 1284 nucleotides long. Lineage: Eukaryota; Dinophyceae; Syndiniales; Amoebophryaceae. The record is from the annotation of a GenBank genome assembly.
ACGACGAAGAUCGCAGACCGUUUGCUCCAACAUUGAUUACGUUUUUUUUUCGCAAGACUGUAAAUAACAUUCUAACCCUAGUGCUGUACUACCGUUGCCGACGGCAGUUUGAUCGUUGUUUGGCGAACUCCAACUCAGCACACUUCAAUUUAUACUUUUUCGUUUUCCGUCGACAUCGUUUAAUUCUUGCUUCGCAGCAUCUGACCCCACGACAACCCAAAGCGCUCCUCCAAAAUGGGCAAGUGCAAAACCGACCUUCAUCAGCACCUGACCGGUGCCGUCAACUGGAGCUACGAUGACAAGCAGGACCGAUAUUUCGCGAAGGGGGAGCCCACGUGGGAUCUGGAAAAGCGAAUCACCAAGGGCGAGAAGCAGGGAGCGCUGCCCAGUUCCAGUGUCGAGGAAUUUCGAAAGAAGGAUGCGAAGUAUAUGAACUUAUUCCGUUUUUGUCAUGCCGAUCUUGGUACACAGCACUGCACCCACGUAGACCUCCCGAGAGUGGAAAGAUCGUGCUUGACAACUAAAAAAACUUGUCAUGCGAAAAACGAAGGAACUAGAUUUUUGAUUGUCUUGUUCUUUCAUCAUCAAACUUAUCGCCUCAAAACAGGAAAGCGGAAGACCGAUUGCAGAGGCUAGCGAAGAUGCAGGAAGAAGAGGGUGUGAAGCCGGAAAAAGAACAAGAAUCAACAUCAGAGAAGGUCGUUGAAUCAACGCCAGCACCGGCUAAGAAGGAAGCUGAAGCUGAAACUGCGGUGAAAUCAACGUCAACGCCAGCAACCGAAGAGCCAGGCUUGGUCGUGGAGAAGAAGAAGAAGGAAAAGAAGGAAAAGCGGGAGGUAAAUACAUCACAUACAAUUGAUUUGUAAAGAACAGAAGCUGUACGGUGUAGAUGUACCAUUUGCUCCUGUAAAUGAUCAACAACUUCUUGAAUUAUACGCAUCAGAAACUUGCUGUAGUUUGACCUUUUGCAUCACAAAUUUUACCGUUUUGUCAUCAAAUGAAAACAGAAAUCCGGUGAUGAGGAAGCUCCAGCCGCGGCAGAACCAGCGACCGAAAGCGGCGAGCCCGCAAAGAAGAAAAAGAAGAAGGAAAAGAAAGAAUAAAUUGCCUGACGGCACUCAAAUUUGUUCAUGUUUGACAUUGGGAAACGGAAACAAAACGCUACUCAGAUUGGAUUCGAACAUGCACUAUCCUUUUGACGCGGAAUUACGAAUUUGCACGUGAUGAACAACAGUGGUCGAUUUCCACUCAUCAAACCAGCACCGGAGGACAUCUCAUGCUCAU